Messenger RNA from Xiphophorus maculatus (southern platyfish), 3355 nucleotides. It is a transcript of the gene bub1ba, whose product is annotated as mitotic checkpoint serine/threonine-protein kinase BUB1 beta-like. Gene Ontology annotation, molecular function: protein kinase activity. Gene Ontology annotation, biological process: mitotic spindle assembly checkpoint signaling; meiotic sister chromatid cohesion, centromeric. Lineage: Eukaryota; Metazoa; Chordata; Actinopteri; Cyprinodontiformes; Poeciliidae. The record is from RefSeq and is a predicted model, not a curated record. The transcript has 12 exons. Bases 1453 to 3291 code for a protein of 612 amino acids.
UGUUUUGAGCUGUACACGUUUUCUUUCUCUUACCCUCUUUUUAAAAUAUAUUUAAAAAUUAUACUCAAUGACAUAAGUUAAUGAUGAUUGUUGUACUUUUUAUCCAUAAUUAAUGGAUACAAAGAUACAAUGUUUCAAAAGUAUUGACCAAAAAUGGAUGAGUAAAAACAGAAUAUUUAUGGUGCAGUACAAGUUAUAACCAGUAGAGGCGGUGCAGCACCCUGGGGCCAAUCACAUGCGCCAGAGGAAGCCAGCGAGAGGCUGUGACGGGAGCGGGUAGUUUGAAUCUUGUUUUGGUCUUCUUCAUAACAUUUCCGGUAAGAAAACGUCUUUUAUUAUUGUUCUGUAAUGAAUACUUGAAGCGAAACGUGAAUCCUUUCUUCGCUAAUGUUCACUGUAAGCGUUUAUGAGUCUCUAACGGUUCGUUGGAACCAUUUUUAUCCACGCCUCUGACAUUUUCAGCCGAAUUUCACAGAAAAACCGACGAAUUUUAGUACAAAAGUGAUUACUGACAUUAAGAACGCCAACAUUUGUAAUGCUAAACAUAAAUACGGCCUAAUACAAGCCCUUUAUCAAAUUCGGCUCAAAAAUAAACGACAACCACAAAGUGACGAUUUCCAUAAAAUCGGAGGGCUGAAUCCCAAACCCAAGUUUGUGAACAAACCUGUAUUUAGUUUCACAAAAGCAGAAGCACAUAAGUUAUCAUGGUGAUUUAUGCCGUGCAGCUAUCCUGCUCCAUGCCAGGCUAAAGUAAUCCUGGCUCCUUAUUAAGCGCCAAGUCAGACCGAUCAGAAGCCAAUAUGUUCCGUUUUCUUACCUGUCUGUUUUAACAUUAUGGCUUAAAAUAUCACUGAAUCAUGUUGGCAGUUAUAUUAUUAUUUUAAAAUUACGUGCAUUGUAACUGUUCGAUUAUGUUUCGGAAACUGCUGUUGUUCUAAUAACGUUUACAACCUAAAUUAACUUUGGUUUUGGCACUUUAUUAAACAAAUGCACAGUUUAAGUCACAAUAUUUCAGACAUGUACUUAUUUACGUCAUAAACAUACCUUGUGUGUUUAUCAAGAGGGCUGCAAAAAGAUACAUACAUUUUUAUCUCCGUUACAACUUAUCUUCUUUCUUUAGUUUGCCGUUAAGUUGCCUUUGCGCAAACCGUUAAGCGGGAAAUUGCACCUUCAGAAUAAAAGCAUGACAACUCAAACAGGAAGUUUGCCAUAGUUAGAAGUAAGUAAAGGCGAUAUGCGCAUUUUUAUGGUUUCCCCUGCAGAAUUGUCUUUGUUUUAGAUAAUUUUUGCACAAAUGGCUUAUAAAUUUUUUCUUUUUCUUUUUUUUUACAUCAUCACCUGAAUAUUCUACUAAUUUGGAGAUGAGAAGGCAAAUUUUCUUUAACAAUAAUGAGCUUGUUGAUUAUUGGUUAGUGAUUGAUUCUUUGGUUUCUGAUCGAUGCAGGUGCAGAGAUGGAAGGAUUGUCGGUCAGCUCUCAAUCAGCCAAUCAGAGCAUGGUGCAGGUAAACGUGGAGGCGGGGCUUCAGGAUGGGGGCGGGGCCAGCCAGUGGAGCACUUACUGUAAAGAGGACCUGAUGAGAGGAGGGGAGGAGCUGUCCUUUGAGGAGCUGCGGGCCAAAAGAUACUACCAGCAGACAGAGAAGGAGGUGGAAGAGAAGAUGAGACACCUGAAGCAGCAGAAGGAGGAGCUGAGUCGGGAGCUGGAGAAGAGCCUGCUGCUCAAAAAGUCCCAAGAGAUCAGCAACGUGGAUCAACCUGCUGCUGCUCCCUUCAAAAUACUGGAUGAGUCUGGUUCCGAAGAGUUCGCCGGGAAGUCGGGUCCGUCCUCAGACGAGCUGCCAGAUGACGUCUUCCUGCGACCCGAUGAGAAGGGGCUCUGUGUGAGGGUCCAGUUUCCAACAAAACCCAAUCAGAACCAGCAGCAGAACCGGCCACCAGAUCAGGCUGGUGGUUCUUAUGUGUUCGGUCUGAUCUCAGGUCAGCCGAGUUGGAACAAGCGGGACCUCCGGGCCGAGCCGGAUCUCCGGGCUGAGCCGGACCUUGGUUCUCAGGAAAACGUCUCUCAGCCCAAAAAGCAGCUGAGCCCCAUAGAGGAGAUCAGUGUGGAAGCAGCAUCCCUCCCUUCUCCUGGAGAACUGUCUGGGGGGAACUCCAGUCCACUGGACCAGAACCAGGAGCAGCACCAGGACCUGGAGAAGAACCAGGACCAGAACCAGUAUAAGGAGCAGAACCAGGAGCACAACCGGUAUAAGGAGCAGAACCGGCAUAAGGAGCAGAACCAGGAGCAGAACCGGCAUAAGGAGCAGAACCAGGAGCAGAACCGGUAUAAGGAGCAGAACCGGUAUAAGGAGCAGAACCAGGAGCAGAACCGGCAUAAGGAGCAGAACCAGGAGGAUCUCAGUCGGUCUCAUGCUGUGGAUCCCUGCGACCCGGAAGUCCGUAGACAGCUGUUGGAUAUUUUUGACAUCACUUCCUCUCCAAACGUUCAUCCGGAGCAGCGCCCCCUACCUGCUGUUGAGGCGUGCAGCGUUCUGGACCUCGGGGGCGACACAUUCUUCAUUCGAAGCAGACUUUUGGACAGAGGCAGCGUCUCCAUCUUCAGAGCAGCUGCAGAGAAUCAGUCUGUGUUUAUAAAGGUGGAGCGCUGCUCGGCCCCCUGGGAUUUCUACCUGUUCACCCGCCUGAAGGAGAACUUGCCGUCUGCUGACAGAGCUGCUCUGAUCAGCUGCUUCCUGUUUGAGGACGGCUGCGUCACCGUCUACAGGCUGCCUGCAGACCACCAGCUCACUGUGUUGGCGGACUGCGGCCUGGAUCCGGCGUGUGUUGGCGUGAAAGCCGUCAGGCUGCUGGAGCUGGUGCUGCAGCUGCAUCGCCGCAGCCUGCUGCAUGCGGGGCUGCGGCCCGGCAUCCUGGCCUCCUGCGGCGCCGCGGCGUCCCGGGACUGGCUCUUCCCGCUGGACUGGUCGUCCUCGCUGGACCUGGAUCUGCAGAAAGACGUCCGGUCCGUCCAGCAGGUCCCGUCCGCUCAGGCCUACCUCAGGCUGGGUCUGCUGCAGCCCGCCGACCCGCCUCACACCGUGGACCUGGUGGGCGUGGCUGAAACUAUCUACUUCCUGUUGACCAACAGCGAGAUGAAGCCAGAGAAACUCGGCAGCAGCUGGACAGUGGAGCACGACGUCUUGACGUCGACCUGGCGAAAGUUUUUCUGUUCGCUGCUGAACGCCGGCGGUCGCUCUUCCGUCUCCGUCCUGUCGGAGCUGAAGGACGAGCUUUCCAAGAUUUAUCUGUGAAGCAUCUGUGUGUCAUGUUGUCUGUUUAAUAUUUGGUUUCAUUAAUAAAUAAAGUAAAACACUA